This is a messenger RNA of Condylura cristata (star-nosed mole), 6355 nucleotides long. It is a transcript of the gene DOCK1, whose product is annotated as dedicator of cytokinesis 1. Gene Ontology annotation, molecular function: small GTPase binding; guanyl-nucleotide exchange factor activity. Lineage: Eukaryota; Metazoa; Chordata; Mammalia; Eulipotyphla; Talpidae. Gene Ontology annotation, cellular component: cytoplasm; plasma membrane. Gene Ontology annotation, biological process: small GTPase-mediated signal transduction; cell migration. The transcript has 48 exons. The record is from RefSeq and is a predicted model, not a curated record.
AUGGGGUUCUGUUACGGGGCAGCCCUCCAUGAUCUGAGGGUGCUGGAAUGUGCCCUCGGCAGUGACCCGGAUCUAAGUGGGACAGUGGGAGACACAAAAAUGCACUCCCGGGGGGCCCUCGGGACCGUUGCCAAAAGGGCCUGCUCCUGGGCUGGGUGGUACAGAGGCUACACCUUGCGGAAAAAGUCCAAGAAGGGCAUAUUUCCUGCUUCCUAUAUUCACCUGAAAGACGCCAUCGUUGAAGGGAAAGGGCAACAUGAGACAGUCAUCCCCGGAGACCUCCCGCUCAUCCAGGAAGUCACCACCACCCUCCGCGAGUGGUCCGCCAUCUGGAGGCAGCUCUACGUGCAGGAUAACAGGGAGAUGUUCCGGAGCGUGCGGUGCAUGAUCUGCGACCUCAUCGAGUGGCGGUCCCAGAUCCUGUCGGGCACUCUGCCGCAAGACGAGCUCAAAGAGCUGAAGAAGAAGGUCACUGCUAAAAUCGACUAUGGAAACAGAAUUCUUGAUUUGGACCUGGUAGUGAGAGAUGAAGAUGGGAACAUUUUGGAUCCAGAGUUAACUAGCACAAUCAGUCUCUUCAGAGCCCAUGAAAUAGCGUCUAAGCAAGUGGAAGAAAGAUUACAAGAAGAGAAAUCCCAGAGGCAGAACAUGGACAUCAACAGACAAGCGAAGUUUGCUGCUACCCCUUCCCUGGCCUUGUUUGUCAACCUCAAGAAUGUGGUUUGCAAGAUAGGAGAAGAUGCCGAAGUCCUCAUGUCCCUGUAUGACCCUGUGGAGUCCAAGUUCAUCAGUGAGAACUACCUGGUGCGCUGGUCGAGCUGCGGGCUGCCCAAGGACAUAGACCGGCUCCACCACCUGCGGGCCGUGUUCACCGACCUUGGGAGCAAAGACCUGAAAAGGGAGAAAAUCAGUUUCGUCUGUCAGAUCGUGCGAGUGGGGCGCAUGGAGCUGAGGGACAGCAACACGCGAAAGCUGACCUCGGGCCUGCGGCGGCCCUUCGGCGUGGCCGUGAUGGACGUAACAGAUAUCAUAAAUGGAAAAGUAGAUGAUGAGGACAAGCAGCACUUCAUUCCGUUUCAGCCGCUCGCGUUGGACGACGCCAUUCGACACAAGCCGCUGAACAUGUCAUCCCGUUUUUCACCCAGGGUGGCAGGGGAGAAUGACUUCCUUCAAACGGUUAUAAACAAAGUCAUUGCUGCCAAAGAAGUCAACCACAAGGGCCAGGGUUUGUGGGUUACGCUGAAACUGCUCCCGGGAGAUACUCGCCAGAUCAGGAAAGAGUUUCCUCACUUGGUGGACAGGACCACGGCCGUGGCUCGGAAAACGGGGUUCCCGGAGAUAAUCAUGCCUGGUGAUGUUCGGAAUGACAUCUACGUGACGUUGGUCCAAGGAGACUUUGACAAAGGAAGCAAGACGACGGCCAAGAAUGUCGAGGUCACCGUGUCUGUGUAUGACGAGGACGGCAAGCGGCUCGAGCAUGUGAUUUUCCCGGGUGCCGGCGAUGAGGCGAUUUCGGAGUACAAGUCGGUGAUUUACUACCAAGUGAAGCAGCCACGCUGGUUUGAGACCGUCAAGGUGGCCAUCCCCAUCGAGGACGUCAGCCGCAGCCACCUGCGCUUCACCUUCCGCCACCGGUCCUCCCAGGACUCGAAGGAUAAGUCAGAGAAGAUAUUCGCGCUGGCGUUCGUCAAGCUGAUGCGAUAUGACGGGACCACGCUGAGGGACGGGGAGCACGACCUCAUCGUCUACAAGGCCGAAGCCAAGAAGCUGGAGGACGCUGCCACGUACCUGAGCCUGCCCUCGACCAAGGCGGAGCUGGAGGAGAAGGGCCACUCGGCCACGGGCAGGGGCAUGCAGAGCCUGGGCAGCUGCACCAUCAGCAAGGACUCCUUCCAGAUCUCCACCCUCGUGUGCUCCACCAAGCUGACCCAGAACGUGGACCUCCUGGGGCUCCUGAAGUGGCGCUCCAACACCAGCCUGCUGCAGCAGAACCUGAGGCAGCUGAUGAAGGUGGACGGCGGCGAAGUGGUGAAGUUCCUCCAGGACACGCUGGACGCCCUCUUCAACAUCAUGAUGGAGAACUCCGAGAGCGAGACUUUCGACACCUUGGUGUUUGAUGCGCUGGUGUUCAUCAUUGGACUCAUUGCUGAUAGAAAGUUCCAGCAUUUUAACCCUGUGCUGGAGACCUACAUUAAGAAGCACUUCAGCGCGACCCUAGCCUACACGAAGCUGACCAAGGUCUUGAAGAACUACGUGGACAACGCUGAGAAGCCGGGCAUCAACGAGCAGCUGUAUAAGGCCAUGAAGGCCUUGGAGUACAUCUUCAAGUUCAUCGUGCGCUCCCGGAUCCUGUUCAAUCAGUUGUAUGAGAACAAGGGGGAGGCCGCCUUCGUGGAGUCGCUGGUGCAGCUCUUCCAGUCCGUCAGCACCAUGAUGAGCAGCGCGUCGGACCAGACCGUCAGGGUGAAGGGGGCGGCGCUCAAGUACCUGCCAGCCAUCGUCAAUGAUGUGAAACUGGUGUUUGACCCCAAAGAGCUCAGUAAAAUGUUCACUGAUUUCAUCCUCAACGUCCCCACGGGAUUGCUGACCAUCCAGAAGCUGUACUGCCUGAUCGAGAUCAUUCACAGUGACCUCUUCACACAGCACGAUUGCCGAGAGGUCCUGCUUCCCAUGAUGACCGACCAGCUCAAGCACCACCUGGAGAGGCAAGAGGACCUGGAAGCCUGCUGCCAGCUGCUCAGUCACAUCCUCGAGGUGCUGUACAGGAAGGACGUGGGCCCAACUCAGAGGCACGUGCAGAUCAUCAUGGAGAAGCUUCUCCGCACCGUGAACCGGACCGUCAUCUCCAUGGGGCGGGACUCGGAGCUCAUCGGGAACUUCGUGGCCUGCAUGACAGCCAUCUUGCGGCAGAUGGAAGAUUACCAUUACGCCCACUUGAUCAAGACCUUUGGGAAAAUGAGGACGGACGUCGUGAACCUGCUGGUGGGUGUCCUCGGGGUCUGGUGCGGACUCCUCUUUGCCAAGGUGUCCCCGCUUUUCAUGGUGUCGAAGCAGCCGACCGGGCUGGCGGCGAGGAGAGUGAGCGGGGAGGGCGGCCAUGGGCCCGAGGCCUCCCCCCGGAACGGCUGCCAGGACGCCCGCGGCGUGUCUGCGUUCACGCCAAGUCCGGGGGGCAACACGAGGCCUGAGAAGCCUGAGCAGCUUCCGGGGGUCAUGCGGCUGCAGACGCACCUGGCCGUGCGUGAGAGCUGCGUGCAGCCUGUGGUGGGCGCCUGGGCCCGCGGGCACGUGACCGGGCGGGGGCCUGGCUUCUGGAGGCCGGGACCAGGCGCGUCCUCCCCCGGCCUGACCGGCAGCCGUCGCCUGAGCCGUCUGACGCUGCAGAGACGAGUGUUCCUGCGAGCGAUUAAUCAGUAUGCAGAUAUGCUGAACAAAAAAUUUCUGGAUCAAGCCAACUUUGAGCUACAGCUGUGGAACAACUACUUCCACCUGGCCGUGGCUUUCCUCACGCAGGAGUCCUUGCAGCUGGAGAACUUCUCAAGCGCCAAGAGAGCCAAGAUCCUCAACAAGUAUGGAGAUAUGAGAAGACAGAUUGGCUUCGAAAUCCGAGACAUGUGGUACAACCUCGGUCAACACAAGAUCAAGUUCAUCCCGGAAAUGGUUGGCCCGAUACUGGAGAUGACGCUGGUCCCGGAGACGGAGCUGCGGAAGGCCACCAUCCCCAUCUUCUUCGACAUGAUGCAGUGUGAGUUCCACUCGACCCGCAGCUUCCAGAUGUGGUCGGAGGACGUGUGCGUGGCCAACCUCACCCAGCGGGAUGGGUACCAGGCCCCCACGCAGGGGCAGCUCAAGGAGCAGCUGUACCAGGAAAUCAUCCACUACUUCGACAGAGGCAAGAUGUGGGAGGAGGCCAUCGCCCUGGGCAAGGAGCUGGCGGAGCAGUACGAGAACGAGAUGUUUGACUACGAGCAGCUCAGUGAACUGCUGAAAAAACAGGCCCAGUUUUAUGAGAACAUCGUCAAGGUGAUCAGGCCCAAGCCGGACUACUUCGCCGUGGGCUACUACGGACAAGGGUUCCCCACGUUCCUCCGGGGGAAGGUCUUCAUCUACCGGGGCAAGGAGUACGAGCGAACGUCUCGUUUCUGUCCUAGUUUUUACAGGGUGAAUGAGGUGCAGCGCUUUGAAUACUCCCGACCGAUCCGCAAGGGAGAGAAGAACCCCGACAAUGAAUUUGCGAACAUGUGGAUCGAGAGAACCGUCUACACCACGGCCUACAAACUCCCUGGAAUUUUGAGGUGGUUUGAGGUCAAGUCUGUUUUCAUGGUGGAGGUCAGCCCCCUAGAGAACGCCAUCGAGACGAUGCAGCUGACCAACGACAAGAUGAGCAGCAUGGUCGAGCAGCAUCUGAGCGACCCCAGCCUCCCCAUCAACCCCCUGUCCAUGCUCCUGAACGGCAUCGUGGACCCCGCCGUCAUGGGCGGUUUUGCCAAUUACGAAAAGGCACGAGCGCCCGCAGCUCACAGGAAAGUUGAAAGAAUCUAGCAACCUCCGCCGUUCCAGAUCCCGUUCUUGGCCGAAGGCGUCAGGAUCCACGGCGACAAGGUCACAGAGGCGCUGCGGCCCUUCCACGAGCGCAUGGAGGCCUGCUUCCGGCAGCUCAAGGAGAAGGUGGAGAAGCAGUACGGCGUGCGCACCCUGCCCUCGGGCCUGGACGACCGCCGAGGCAGCCGGCCCCGCUCCAUGGUCCGCUCCUUCACCAUGCCGUCCUCGUCCCGGCCUCUGUCGGUGGCCUCCGUCUCGUCCCUGUCGUCCGACAGCACCCCUUCCAGGCCGGGUUCUGACGGCUUCGCCCUGGAGCCGCUCCUGCCCAAGAAGAUGCACUCCAGGUCCCAGGACAAGCUGGACAAGGACGACCCCGACAAGGAGAAGAAGGACAAGAAGAAGGAAAAAAGGAACAGCAAGCACCAGGAGAUAUUCGAGAAGGACUUCAGGCCUGCCGACAGCCCCCUGCAGCAGUCCGAGGCCGUGAUCCUCUCGGAAACGAUCAGCCCCCUGCGGCCCCAGAGGCCGAAGAGCCAGGUGAUGAGCGCCGCGGGGACCGAGCGGCGCUUCUCCGUGUCCCCGUCGCCGCCGCCCUCCCAGCAGAUGCCCCCUCCCGUCACGCCCAGGGCCAAGCUCAGCUUCAGCUUGCAGUCCAGCUUGGAGCUGAACGGCACGAGCGGGCUGGACGCCGCCGAGGUCCCGCCCCCACUGCCUCUCAAGGGCGGCCUGGCGGACUACGGGAACCUGAUGGGGAACCCGGAGCCUGCAGGGUCGCCCGGCCCCCCGCCGCCGCCGCCUCACCAGAGGCACCUGCCGCCCCCACUGCCCAGCAAAACCCCACCUCCUCCGCCCCCCAAGACCACACGCAAGCAGACCUCGGUGGACUCUGGAAUCGUGCAGUGACCGCGGCCGACGCUGGGAGAGCGAGCCGGCCCCUCCGUGUCCUUUCCGUGUCUGGAGUUCACCUCGUGGGCCUGCAACGCUGACCGUUGGUGCAAUCGCUUUCCCUAACAGAAGCUCCUUUCCAGCCACGCGUGCGGCCUCGCGUGGGGAGGGCGCGGGACCUCGGGGCCGACGGCGUGUUCACCGAAACAGGACUUCUCGUCUGUGCGCCAGCGAGCCGCGGCCCUGCCAGCAGCGCUUCCUUCCUGUGCCAGCGGAGCCCGGGGCAGGCGGCCACGCCGUGACCUCGGGGUCCAGCUUCUCUGAGCGACGCCAGCUUCUCCCGGCCGCCCCUCAGGCCCACCUCCCGCGGCUGCCGCUGACCGCGGUCAGCUGGUCCUCCCACACGGCGGCGGCGGGCAGCCCUCAGGCGGCCACCCCUCGUGCAUCGAGGCAGGGUCUCAGCUACUGCACGCCACGGAUUUGUGGAGUGGAAACACCACUGAAAAUACUGGAUCCCGUGGAAAGACAGUGACCGCGCAGGAAGACAAAGUCCCAUGUUGGAGAAAGAACAGCUGCAGCACGAGGCGGCUGUGACGAGGCGCCCGGCUGCCGCCCAGUGUGCACAGGACGGGUGUCUGUGUGGUGGCUCUCGGGUCUGUGUAACUCUGUCACCUUCCCACUUACCGUGAUAAACACCCGUGAGUGAGUCUCCUGUAUGUUCUUAACCUUUAACUGCUGGAAAUGUAAAAUACCCACAGCGAGUUGUCUGUUUCAGAGCCCCGAGACGCCGGUGGACAAUGAUUCUUAAAAACUAACUUUGUGUCACCUAAUAUUUUUAUUCUGUCAUCUAUAUUUUUUUAUUCAUUGUAAUCAUGAUACUCUUUAGUAGCAUCGAAGUUAAUCAUUGGCGAUGAGAAAUAAAAUGUUA